UUUCUGCGUUGCGUCUUAUCUCGAAAUUCGAUAGUUUCGAGUUCGCAGUUGUGAUUUUGUUGUCAUUAUGGCUGAUUCAGAAUGUGUGCGUGAAAAAUCUAAUUUAAACACGAAUUCAGUGAACGGAUAUGUGAAAUCAGACACCUUCAAUAAAAUCAUGAGGGGCCACGCGGUUCAAAUUGUCACAUCUGAAGCGAAUCACAAAUUUAACCUGAAUGAAUCCGCUUUGGAGGAGAUCCUCCUUUCAGAGGAAAUCAAAGACUGCAGCGUUGCUGUUGUCUCCGUUGCUGGUGCUUUUAGGAAAGGCAAAUCGUUUCUCCUAGACUUUUUCCUCCGAUAUAUGAAAUACACAUAUGAAUCAGAAGCGGCAGUUUAUGGGUCCGAUUGGAUGGGAGCCUCAGACACACCUCUUGAAGGAUUUUCCUGGCGGGGAGGCUCAGAAAGGGACACAACGGGUAUUUUAAUGUGGUCUGAAGUAUUUAUCACCACCCUGCAAAAUGGAGAAAAGAUUGCUGUCAUUCUUUUGGACACUCAAGGAACCUUCGAUAGUGAGAGUACUGUCCGAGAUUGUGCCACAGUCUUUGCGUUAAGCACAAUGCUUAGUUCAAUCCAAAUCUAUAAUUUAUCUCAAAAUAUACAAGAGGAUGACCUCCAACACUUACAGCUCUUCACUGAAUAUGGAAGACUGGCUCUAGCUGACACAGGAAAGAAACCGUUUCAAAAGUUACAAUUUUUAGUCAGAGAUUGGAGUUUUCCCUAUGAGGCAGAAUACGGAGCAGCUGGUGGAGAGGAAAUUUUAGAACGAAGGCUGAAGAUAUCAGACAAACAGCACCCAGAAUUGCAAGCCUUAAGGAAGCAUAUCAAAGCAUGUUUCUCAGAGAUCCACUGCUUCUUGAUGCCUCAUCCUGGAUUAAAAGUCGCCACUAAUCCUCAUUUUGAUGGGAGAUUGUCAGAUAUUGAAGAUGAAUUCAAAAAACAUCUUUGCAGCUUGGUACCUAUGUUGCUGUCACCUGAAAAGCUACUGCUCAAAGAAAUUAGUGGCCAGAGGGUGAAGGCCAAAGAGUUGGUGCAGUAUUUCAAGUCGUACAUAAAUCUUUUCAGUGGAGAUGAGUUACCUGAACCCAAAUCAAUGCUUGUCGCGACGGCUGAAGCAAAUAAUUUAUCGGCAGUUGCUGCAGCAAAAGAGAUAUACCAAAAAGUUAUGGAGUCUAUCUGUGGCGGAAACAAACCUUACCUUAGCGCUGUUCACUUAGAGUCGGAACAUCUCAGGUGUAAAGAUAAGGCCUUAGAGCAAUUUAAUUGCAAGAGGAAAAUGGGAGGUGAAGAGUUCUCCCAAUCUUACAAAAUUAAACUAGAGUCUGAUAUAGAAGAACUUUUCAAUCAGUUUAAAUCUCACAACGAAAGUAAAAACAUUUUCAAGGCUGCACGAACACCAGCGGUAUUUUUCGCAAUUGCUGUCUUUUUCUACAUUGUCUCUGGAGUCUUGGGAUUGCUCGGAAUGUAUGAUAUAGCUAAUUUAUGUAACAUGGUAAUGGGUGUCGCUUUGCUGACUCUCAUUGUCUGGUCAUAUGUCAGGUACCGAGGAGAGAUGAGAGAAGUUGGUGAACACAUUGACAAUGCAGCAACUGUCGUCUGGGAUAAUGUGAUGAAGCCAAGCUACCAAGUUUGUCUACAAAAAGGGCUCGAGCAGGCGGCCAACUCUACGAUUUCCAGCAUAGCAGGGACAGAGCCCAACGGGAAAUUGAAAAAUUCUUGACUGCUACACGAUACUCACUCAACCUUCGUUGUUAUUACCUCCAAUUUCUCAUCGUAUGAAACAUUUUUGUAUCUUCCCCUUUUUCGUGCCCUUUUCACAUGCCUCUGUGACCAACCUUUGUGUACAAAGUUCAUCUCGAAUCUGUCAGACAUGCACAAUCUUCCGAAAACUUUGCUGUCCGUUUUUACUUUUUGAAUCAAGCGUACUUUUUCAUUUUUUUUUCCUUUUUUUUUUUUUUUUGAUUUGGCAUUUUUCUAGUUAUAAUUCACUUUUACUGUUGUAUUGUAGGGGUGGUUUGUACUUUAAAAUACUUAUUUUAAAAAUCUAACUUAAUUCUUUCAUUUUAUCUUUGAAGAUCAAGUUUCGUGGUUCAGAGAUAAGUUAUCUCUGUUGAAGACCGUUUCUUGUAAGCAUGAUCACUUUCAGUCAUCAUAGAAUGCUCCAGAGUUUAGUGCACCUGCUCCUUAUCAGUGUUCAACAGUCGCAAUUACCUACUCCAGUAAAAACAUGUGAAAUGCUCGGUUUUUAUAUUUUAUCUUCCAUAGCUCUCUUCUGUUCCUUAGACUUUUAUAAACCAAAAUUUUUAUAAUUUUUCAAGUUUUUAAAAUUUUAGUUGCAUGUUCUGUGUAAAGUGUGAGAGGUUGAUUUUUAAGUAUAAACAUUUAUAAGAAGUGACUAUAAGUUUGUAAUUGAACUCCAGAAGUCAGUCUUUUGUCUAUUUUUAAAAUUAAUUUCCAGGAAUCAAGUCUCCAAUUCAUUUGUAAAAUUUCUGUAGAAAAUUAGAAGUCAUCAUCAAAACUUGAUUAGUUUUUUGAUUUUGUAAGUAAUAUCAGGGUUGCCGCAGUCAAGGAAAAUUUGGAAAACUCGGAAAUAAAGAAAUUAUGUAGAACCACACAAGACAAACCAUGUAAACUACAUUAAAAAGCUCUCACUUGUGUGUGAAUUGUCAUUCCUCUGGACGGCUCCACUUUCUGACGUCCUCAGUACCACUCAGGGAAUGUCAGAGAGUUUAAAAAGUCAGAAGAAAUGAGAGAAAGUCAAGGUGUCAUUUCCUAAAUUCUGUGGCAACCCUGUAUCAUACGUUCAUGCAAGCUCCUUAGCUAUUGAUUAGUGUAAGUGAACUUGUAAUGAUGUCCAAAUUUUGGUUAUCGUUAAAAUGUUGAAUCUCAUUUAAGAUUCAACACGGCUAGCUUUUGCCCAUUUAAAGUUUACGCCAGAAGAAAUCAGCAUUUGUAAUCAUUGUUCUCAUUUUUUGUUCAAAUAGUCAUCAUUCUAUCAUUGCUCUGUCGCUCAUGACGUAAAAUAACUUUUGAUAUGAUGAGAACUUCAAUUUUUUUUCUGUUGCGAAAGGUUUCUUCAUUAAUUUGCUGAAUCCAAUGAAUUCUUUCGAUUCUAAGUACAGAUGUUAGAAUUCAGGCAACCUGUUCCCCCAAAGUUUGUAUCUUGACAUAAAGUAAAUUGAAAAAUUUAAAGAAGUUUAAAUUUUUCAACUGUGGUAUCUAGCUGUAAGUUAGUUGUCAUGUCUCUCUUUUUAUCAGUAAUUUUUUUUUUUUUUUUUUUUUUUUUUUUUUUUUUGUACAUUUGUAUUAUCCAUUGUUUUGAAGUCUCGAGUUUUUUCUUCUCUUGUUUAAAUCCAAAAACCAUUUUGCAACGGAUGUUCUUCAUUUUUAUCUGAAAAAAGAUUUGCUAAAUUUGUUUUAGAAAAAGUUAUUGCAAUCAGUCUUUAUCAAACCCAAGGUUUUUUGCGUGGAGCAGUCGACUGAAAAUUGCAAAGGAACAGUAGAGAUAACUAAUUACGUGAAUUUUAAAGACUGUGCAUGGCUGAUAAUAAUUAAAUUUUAGUUGUUUUCCUUAUUUUACAUUUUCUGUUACUUAUACUUGAAAAAAUAGGUUUUCUGGUCUAAGACCGUUGAACUUUCCGUCAGUCUCCCAAACCUGCAAUUAAAAUAUUAUACCUCCGUAACCCUGCCAAAAUUUGUAUUUUUAUUACAUAAUGCUUAACUAAAUUACAGUGUACCUUUUUAAGUAACAAGGUUUUUCUAUUCCAAAAAGGAAAUCCAAAAAUACGUGAGUGAUCCCUUAAGAAGCUUUAAUAUUGUACAUAGGUAGGUCUCUAAAUAAAUUAUGCCAUACCAUACUCUUAAGAUAGUUUCUCGGAGUUGUAUACAGAACGUUAAAAAAAUUUUAAAAUCCAAAAAAAAAAAUGUUUAUCAUGUUUUCAGUAUUUAUCCAUCUGGCAUUUAUCAGAUUGAAAGCCAUCCUGCUGGUUGACCACUCGCCUCCAAAAAUAAGGACUUACAAAAAAUUGAGUGUCGUGGAAAAAGUUUUUAUUAUAUUUUGAAUUAAAGCCAAUGGAGCCCAUGCACACCACUAAGAUUUCUGAUUAAAGUACUUACUUUUUCUCUCAUAAAAUUGAUGAGAGAUCGCAAACUGCAACUGAGGGUAGUGUUGGGGAUUCCCUCCAUAACUGCCUCAACUUUAAGAGCUUUAUAUAAGCUCGGAAGUUCUUCUCAGAGAAAACUACGACCACCAUCAUGUUUCUCGCUAAAUUGCACAUUAGAUGUAGCGCGUAAAUCGCAAAUCCCUGUGGCAUUCAAAACUCCUUUACUGGAAGCAAUACAAAUCUAUCCCUUAUAAUAAGCACCAUUUUCUUCCUACUUUAUUUUAGUAAUCAAUCUUCUUUGUUUUAGCAGGAUGGCACUCCCUUUGAGAUUUGCCUGGAUAAAUCUGAACAUGAUCAUUAAACGUUUUCUUGCAUUUUUGUUUUUGUUUAAUUAUGUGUUGCAUAGUGUAAAAUAAUAUAACUACGGUGAUUAACCCAAAUCAAACUAGAGUUAGACCUCAGGAGUCCUUUUGAAUGCAUGGCGUUAAAAUUAUUCUCUCUGAUUCUUCAGAUGAGGUCACCGGGAAACUAUUUUCACAGCAAUGAAAAUCGUUUAAUUUUUAUUAUUGUUAAUUUUCCUCUUUUUGUGUCUCCCAUCAGUGGUGUAUGUUAACUUUGAUGUCUUUAAAAUCUCAUUAAUAAAGAUUUAUUUUUUAAAAGUUAA
This is a messenger RNA of Bemisia tabaci, 4803 nucleotides long. It is a transcript of the gene atl, whose product is annotated as atlastin GTPase. The record is from RefSeq and is a predicted model, not a curated record. Gene Ontology annotation, molecular function: GTP binding; GTPase activity. Lineage: Eukaryota; Metazoa; Arthropoda; Insecta; Hemiptera; Aleyrodidae.